AAGAACUUUUAAUUUUUUUAAAAUUUUUUUCUCUUUUCUCUCUCUCACACGCCCACAUUACCAUAUUACUACGACAACCACUAUUGCUUUCUACCUAAUCCAAACAAGAGAAAAUUAGAGAGAAAGUGAAGGAAAAUUUAUUAAUGGCAACGAAUUUUGAGCUAACCUUUUUACUCUCUUCUUCUUCUUCUUAAUCACAAAAAGGAAAAAAAAGAAAAAGAAAAAAGAAAAAUCAGUGGGAGGCAAAGUGAUCCCAGCGAUUUUUUGUUGCUUCGGCUGCGGAUCUAUUUGGUAUAUUAGUGGUUUUGUUCAAUGUGAAGCUUGUUUCGGUCUGGACUGGUUUGACUCCAUGGGGACUUGGGAUGUUUCGUUUUCGGUGAAGUUGCGGAAUGUCUCUCGUUUGUUCUCGGUGACCGUAGUUUGUUUUUUUUCUUUUUUUCUGGGUUUGUGUGCUCUUCAAUGGUAAUCGGCGAAAAUGUCGGCUACUUUAGCGGCUUUCGAACGUCCGCGGCCUGGUGGUCCGAAUACGGUUUUCAAGAGCGGCCCACUUUUCAUAUCUUCAAAAGGAAUAGGUUGGAAGUCUUGGAAGAAGAGAUGGUUUAUCCUUACACGCACUUCUUUGGUUUUCUUUAAGAACGAUCCUAGUGCACUUCCACAAAAAGGUGGUGAAGUAAAUUUAACUUUGGGCGGCAUUGAUUUGAACAACUCUGGGAGCGUUGUUGUUAGAGAAGACAAAAAGCUCCUGACUGUAUUGUUUCCUGAUGGACGUGAUGGGCGUGCUUUCACCCUUAAGGCUGAGACAUCUGAAGAUUUAUAUGAAUGGAAGACAGCCCUUGAACAUGCCCUUGCACAAGCACCAAGUGCUGCCCUUGUUAUGGGACACAAUGGGAUUUUCCGGACCGACACAAAUGAUACAAUUGAAGGGUCUUUCCAUCAAUGGAGGGAGAAACGGCCUGUUAAGUCAUUGGUUGUAGGAAGACCAAUUUUGCUUGCACUAGAAGAUAUUGAUGGAGGUCCAUCCUUCCUUGAGAAAGCUCUGCGGUUUCUUGAAAAUUUUGGUACUAAAGUUGAAGGAAUUUUACGACAGUCUGCAGAUGUUGAGGAGGUGGAGCGUAGAGUUCAAGAAUAUGAACAAGGCAAGACUGAAUUUGGUUCUGAUGAGGAUGCUCAUGUUGUUGGUGAUUGUGUUAAGCAUGUUUUGCGCGAGCUACCCUCUUCUCCUGUACCUGCAUCCUGCUGUACAGCAUUGCUAGAGGCUUAUAAAAUUGAUCGAAAGGAAGCUCGUAUGAAUGCAAUGCGCUCUGCAAUAUUGGAAACAUUUCCUGAACCUAAUCGCCGAUUAUUACAGAGAAUUCUGAAGAUGAUGCAUACAAUAUCCUCUCACUCUCAUGAGAAUCGGAUGACUCCAUCUGCAGUUGCUGCAUGCAUGGCACCCUUGCUUUUACGCCCUUUAUUAGCUGGUGAAUGUGAACUGGAUGAUGAUUUUGAUAGCAAUGGUGAUAAUUCUGCACAGCUUCUUGCUGCAGCAAAUGCUGCUAAUAAUGCUCAGGCAAUCAUUACAGCACUCUUGGAGGAGUAUGAGAGCAUCUUUGAUGAUGAAAAUCUACAACGAUGCUCUAUUUCAGCUGAUUCUCGGAUUGAAAACAGUGGGAGUGAAGAUUCAACUGACGAUGAGAAUAUUGAUCUGAAACACAAUGGCUACCAUGAUGCAGAAAAUGAAGUUGAUCCAGAAACAGAUGAUGAACCCGAACGUAUAAAUAGUGGUAAAUUGAGUGAAAGCAGUGGUUAUGCUGGCAGUGACCUCUAUGACUAUAAGGCAUUUGGAGGUGACGAUUCAGAUGUUGGAUCGCCAAAAGAAAAUCAUGCCUCAGCUGAGAGUUCAAAUUUAUAUAUUGAUCCUCAACAGGUCAGGGAAGCAAAUGUUCAGCUGAUGGAAGAACAUGGCAAUCCGAAGAAGGGUAAUGAUAGCUCAAUCAAUGAGAUGGACCCGGCGAGUGUAUCACCAGCUGGAGAUUCUCACCGUUCAAUGGGUGAUAUUUUGUCAUCAAUGGAUCCAGGGCAUCCUUUAGCUGUAUCUGGACUUGAACCAGGUCCUGGAAAAGCAACGAGUAAAGUUACAGGCUUAAAUCCUAUUACAAAACGAUCAACAUUCUGGGGAAGAAGCAAUGCUAGAAAGACACCAUCGGUGGAAUCAGUUGACUCUUCUGGAGACGAAGAGCUUGCUAUUCAGAGGCUUGAAAUUGCCAAAAGUGAAUUGCAACACAGGAUUGCAAAGGAGGCUAGAGGAAAUGCAAUUCUACAAGCUAGCUUGGAGAGAAGGAAGCAAGCUUUGCAUGAGAGGCGAUUAGCUCUUGAACAAGAUGUGUCAAGAUUGCAAGAGCAACUGCAAGCUGAAAGAGAUCUUAGAGCUGCACUGGAAGUUGGCCUGAGCAUGUCUAAUGGACAAUUUUCCAGUUCACGUGGCAUGGAUUCUAAGACAAGGGCUGAGCUUGAGGAGAUCGCUCUUGCAGAAGCUGAUGUGGCCAGGUUGAAGCAGAAAGUUGCAGAACUCCACCAUCAACUUAAUCAGCAGCGGCAGAAUCACUAUGGUUCACUCUCUGAUGCUUGUGAUCGUUAUCAGCAUGUCCAGAGUCAUAAUUCUCAACAGAGAUUUCUUCAGCAAGAUUUCGACACAACUCUUGCCUUUUGUAAUCAUGAAAGAAAACAAAGGACAGAGGAGAGUUUGUUGGGGACAGAUUGGAGGAAUAUCAAAGGACAAGUAUUAGUAUCUGGCAGUGGGAGCAGGCAGCCAAACCGGAAGCCAUUCAUGGACUCUACUAGCUUAACUGAUUCUAAAAGCACUGAGGCUUCGACUAGUAUGUCUAUGGACGAACUUUCUGCAGUUGAUUCUGCCGCAGUGCCUUCCACUUCUAGAGCUGCAGAAGUAGUGGAUUAUCCAAGACACCCAUCAGCAGCAUCUUCUGCUUUGGUAGAAUUGACGACGCGUCUCGAUUUCUUCAAGGAAAGACGUUCACAGCUCAUGGAACAGCUCCAUAACCUUGACUUGAACUAUGGCACAACAUCUACCCAAGAUUUUGUCUAUAGACCAUCGUCUCCUCCAUGGAAUUGAUGACACCACAAACUCCACAUAAAGAUUUCUUUAGAUCAUUAUCCCAGCUGUGGUGGAACUAAUAACCAAAGGCGGAGCUCAUCGAAUGAAAUCUGGGAAGAUGUAUGCCUGACACUUUGUACAUCCUUUGAUACCAUUGCAUAUAGUUGUAGUCAUGCGCUCUUUUAAUUUCUUGUUUCAUAUUUAAAGUUUUUUUCUUUUUCUUCUUUCUUGGUGAAGAUGUCAUGUGAUUGGAUCUCUUAUAAGGAAGUGUUUCUGUUCUUUUUUUUAUUUAUUUUUUUAACUUUUUCCUGGCGGACUUUUAUAAACAAAGCAAUCCUCUGUUGUGUCCAUAGUAGUGGUGGGGGGUAACGUUAUCGAGCGAAAAUAUUUAUAGGAGAAGAAAAAACUUUUUGUAUAAUUUUUCUUUUGUUUGGUGUUUUUUCUUUGGUGGGAAUGCUCUUGUACAUUUGACUCGGUUGAUUGUAUCAUGGAUUAUCUGGCAAUGGCAUUCUGGCUAAUUCAGUUA
Ziziphus jujuba (common jujube) is the source of this 3617-nucleotide messenger RNA. RefSeq names its product rho GTPase-activating protein 7. The coding region runs from base 476 to 3109 and encodes 877 amino acids. Gene Ontology annotation, biological process: signal transduction. The transcript has 23 exons. NCBI's taxonomy places the organism in Eukaryota, Viridiplantae, Streptophyta, Magnoliopsida, Rosales, Rhamnaceae. The record is from RefSeq and is a predicted model, not a curated record.